UAUAAUUUUUAUUUACUUUUGGUUGAAACCUUAUUUCUAAAUUUGUGCAAAAGUCUGUUUAACUCGUGUUUACAGUUUGAGAGUCGUCGUGAUUAGGCGAAAGUAGAGAGAACAAGGAGGGAGGGAGAUGUUAUGUUUUGGAAGGCGAUCACUCUCUCGGAGUCGGAGUCAAUGCUAUCAUACCACUCAGCAAGCCGUAGUGAUAUUAACCCACAACUUUUCGACAAACACCCUCACUCGUCUCGACUUUGAUUACAAACACCUUCUCGAAGCCUGCAUUCGAUCAAAAUCCCUCCCUCAAGGCAAGAAAAUCCAUCAGCUCCUCCUGAAAAACACUACCCACCUCAAAGACAGCUCCUUUUUGCUUGAAAAAGUAGCCCAUUUGUACAUAACCUGCAAUCAACUCCAGCUUGCGUGCCGCGUGUUCGAUAAAAUUCCCCAACCAAGUGUUAUUCUUUGGAACCUUUUGAUAAGAGGAUACGCUUGGAACGGACCCUUUGAAAAAGCCAUCGACUUGUACUAUGGCAUGCUCAAAUCCGGCGUCCAACCCACCAACUAUACUUACCCUUUUGUUCUCAAGGCGUGCUCCGGUUUACAAGCACUAGAAGUUGGCCGAGAGAUCCAUGAGCAUGCCAGAGGACUUGGGCUUCACUCUGAUGUCUACGUUUGCACUGCUUUGAUCGACCUGUACGCCAAAUGUGGGGACUUGGUGGAGGCUCAGAGCGUGUUCCAUGGCAUGCUGUACAAAGACAUUGUGGCGUGGAAUGCAAUGAUUGCUGGGUUUUCACUGCACGGUCUUUAUGAUGACACUGUACAGUUGCUUGUUCAAAUGCAGAGAGCGGGAACAAGCCCAAACUCUUCCACCAUUGUUUCGGUUCUUCCCACAGUUGCACAAGCUAAUGCAUUGAGGCAGGGGAAGGCAAUGCAUGGUUACUCCCUAAGAAGGGGCUUUAGUGGUGAGGUGGUGCUUGGUACUGGGCUUUUGGAUAUGUAUUCUAAAAGCCAGUGCAUAGCUUAUGCGAGGAGAAUCUUUGAUGCUAUGAAUUUCAAGAACGAGGUUUGUUGGAGUGCUAUGAUAGGUGCAUAUGUUAUCUGUGACUCUAUGACAGAGGCAAUAACAUUGUUUCAUGAAAUGGUUAUACGGGAGGAAAUAAAUCCAACAGCAGUAACUCUCGGGAGCAUUCUACGAGCUUGCGCAAAGCUAACUGAUCUGAGUAGAGGGAGACGGGUUCAUUGCUAUGCAAUUAAAGCUGGGUUUGAUUUAGAUAAAAUGGUGGGUAACACAAUGCUAUCUGUGUAUGCGAAGUGUGGGAUUAUAGAUGAUGCAGUCAGAUUCUUUGAUACAAUGAACUCCAAAGAUACAGUUUCUUAUGGUGCUAUCAUCUCAGGCUAUGUGCAGAAUGGUUAUGCAAAGGAAGCUUUACUUAUGUUCCAUAAUAUGCAAUUGUCUGGGAUCAAUCCAGAUGUGGCAACCAUGAAGGGUGUUUUGCCGGCUUGUUCACAUUUGGCCGCUCUACAGCACGGGGCCUGUGGACAUGCUUAUUCAAUUGUUCAUGGAUUUUGUACAGACACCUCAAUCUGUAAUGCCUUAAUAGACAUGUACUCAAAGUGUGGGAAGAUCAAUAUAGGAAGGAAAGUUUUUGAUAAAAUGGUUACGCGUGAUAUUAUUUCAUGGAACGCAAUGAUAGUUGGUUAUGGGAAUCAUGGCCUUGGGAUGGAAGCAAUCUCACAGUUCCAUCAUAUGCAGUCAUCUGGCAUUAAGCCCGAUGAUGUGACUUUCAUUGGCCUCUUAUCUGCUUGCAGCCAUUCGGGGCUUGUAACUGAAGGCAAACACUGGUUUAGUAAAAUGAGUCAGGAGUUCAACAUAAACCCGAGGAUGGAACAUUACAUAUGCAUGGUGGAUAUUCUCGCCCGGGCAGGACAUUUGGAUGAGGCACACAGUUUCAUCCAAAGAAUGCCAUUUGAGGCUGAUGUUCGUGUGUGGAGUGCACUGCUUGCUGCAUGCAGAGUCCAUAAUAAUAUGGAACUCGGGGAAGAAGUAUCCAAGAAAAUUCAAGGGAAAGGACUUGAAGGUACUGGGAAUUUGGUCCUUUUAUCUAACUUAUACAGUGCUGUUGGGAGGUGGGAUGAUGCAGCCGAUGUCAGAAUCAAGCAGAAGGACCAAGGCCUUAAGAAGAGCCCAGGAUGCAGUUGGGUUGAGAUCGAUGGCGUUAUCCAUGGAUUUGUCGGUGGAGAUCAGUCCCAUCCUCAGUCAGCUCAGAUACAUGAAAAACUAGAAGAACUACUAGUAGAUAUGAAACAGCUGGGAUAUCGUGUGGAAAAUAGAUUUGUUCUCCAAGAUGUUGAGGAAGAGGAGAAAGAAAGAAUCCUCCUUUACCACAGUGAGAAACUAGCCAUUGCCUAUGCAAUUCUUUGUCUGAGCCCGGGCAAACCCAUCUUAGUUACCAAGAAUUUGCGGGUUUGUGGUGAUUGCCAUGCUGCCAUAAAGUUCAUCACUCUUGUUACAAAGAGAGAAAUAACUGUAAGAGAUGUGAGUCGGUUUCAUCAUUUCAAGGAUGGAAUUUGCAGUUGUGCAGACUUCUGGUGAAGCAGAUGGAUUCAGGGGUGCAUUGUUCAACCUUCCCCUUGUCUCUUUGGCUAUAUAAUUGCUGCAUUUUUAGCAGGUUAGUUUCAUUUACGAUUAACGGAGCACUUCCAUUACAUUGACAAGUUCACAAGUUGUAGUUGUUGCAGAUGUAGGCCAUA
Malus domestica (apple) is the source of this 2745-nucleotide messenger RNA. RefSeq names its product pentatricopeptide repeat-containing protein At3g16610. Lineage: Eukaryota; Viridiplantae; Streptophyta; Magnoliopsida; Rosales; Rosaceae. The record is from RefSeq and is a predicted model, not a curated record. Gene Ontology annotation, cellular component: intracellular membrane-bounded organelle. Gene Ontology annotation, biological process: RNA modification. Gene Ontology annotation, molecular function: protein binding; RNA binding; zinc ion binding.